Chilo suppressalis (striped riceborer) is the source of this 7145-nucleotide messenger RNA. The record is from the annotation of a GenBank genome assembly. Lineage: Eukaryota; Metazoa; Arthropoda; Insecta; Lepidoptera; Crambidae.
GGAAAUAGGCGAGAAUCGCAUUCUUAUUAAGGGACAAUAGUUUUUAGUAACAACGACACUACAGUUUUGUCAGUGCAUCGCAGCGGACGUAAACAUCUAUAGAAGAUGACACCCAGGCCAGAAGAAACUGUUGGCAAGCCCAUAGCUAUGGGUGGUAAGACAGAUGGCGAUGCUGUGGUCAUCUCUGGAAUAUCGGGCCUUUAUCCGAUGUCGCACCACGUGAAAGAGUUCAGUGACAAUCUAUAUAACAAGGUCAAUACCGUUACACAAGAUAACGAGAGAUGGAGGUCGAACCACCCGGAAGUGUCGCAGUAUACGGGCACUGUUCCCGGGCUGGACCGCUUCGAUGCGCAAUUCUUCAAGGUCCACUUCAGACUUGGCACCAGCAUGGACGCUAUGUCCAGAAAAAUCCUGGAGCAGACCUACCAAGCGCUUUAUGAUGCAGGUCUAAAUCCCGAUCAGCUAAAUGGGAAGAAAAUUGCUGUGUUCAUCGGUGCGUGCUUCUCUGAGACGGAAAAGGCAUCGUUCUAUGUAGCCAGCGUGAGGACAGGUUUUGGUAUCCUCGGGUGUAAUAAAUCUAUGUUCGCCAACCGAAUUUCUUACUGGCUAAACCUGAAAGGCCCAUCCAUGGCUAUCGAUGAGGCUUGCUGCAGUUCUUCUGGAGCUCUCGCACAGGCUUACCAGGCACUCACUAGAGGUGACUGCGAGGCGGCUAUUGUUGGUGGUGCUAACUUGUUCUUGCACCCUCAGUCCUCCAUCCAUACUGGCCGAAUUGUAGCCAAUUGCCCUGAUGGUAAAACAAGAUCUUUUGACGACAACGCUAAAGGAUGUGCUAAAUCGGAAGCCAUUCAAGUUGUUUUUUUGCAGAAGGCGAAGGAUGCUUUCAGAGUUUACGGGGAACUGGUUCAUAUAAAAAAUGAUUACAUUGGUGUAAAAGGCUCCGGUACUGAACACGGAUUUCACAGAGACCCAGUCGCUUUGAGCAACUACUUGAAGAGUUUCUAUGAUGAAGUCAGUGUUCCCCCUGAAGCUGUGGAAUACGUGGAAGCCAUGGGAGCUGCCAUUCCUGAUGCAGAUAAAACAGAGUUAGAAUCCAUUGACAAUGUUUUUUGCAAAAACAGAAGAAACCCAUUGUUAGUAGGCAGUGUGUUAUCUAACAUUGGAUACACGGAAGCUUCGACGGGGCUGUGCUCAUUAAUAAAGGUGUUAUUGGCCUUUCAAACCGGCAAGAUUCCUGCCAACUUGCACUGCUCUAACCCUCGAAGUGAUGUGCCCGCCCUGCAGGAUGGUAGGAUACACAUCGUCACUGAGAACAAACCAUUUCAGCGUGGCUACGUCGGAAUUAAUAACCACUCCAUCACUGGGUGUACUGCACAUAUGUUAGUCGCUGGAAGGUAUAAGCCAAAGGAUUAUGCGCGAUACAAGUCGAGUAUACCACAUCUCUUGACGGUAUCUGGAAGGCAUGAAAACGCUGUCCAGAAGCUAUUUGACGAUUUGAAAUCUCGUCCAGUGGAUCCCGAGGAGUUGGCGCUACUUCACAACAUACACAGUACAAAUAUCUCUGGACACCUUGGCAGAGGAUUUAUAAUCCUUGAUACGGAUGCUGAACAGAAGACGGUGAGCCUGACGGAGCAGGUGGAGUACUUUGAUAAUGCACGUCGCCCGCUGUGGUUCGUGUACAGCGGGAUGGGCUCGCAGUGGGCCGGCAUGGGCACGAAACUAAUGCGCAUACCUACCUUCGCCGCCGCCAUCGAGAGAUGUCAGCGUGCUCUCGAGCCGAAGGGAGUCGAUCUAGUUCAUAUUAUAACUUCCACUGACAAAAAAAUCUUCGAUAACAUUCUUCACUCGUUUGUUGGCAUCGCUGCUAUACAGAUUGGGCUCACGGAUAUUCUGCGAGAACUUGGACUGGUCCCUGAUAAAAUUAUCGGUCACAGUGUAGGUGAGCUGGGAUGCGCGUACGCAGACGGUUGUUUUACGGCCGAGGAGAUGAUCUUGUCCGCGUACAGCCGCGGGCUGGUCUCCGUGCAGACGCCUUUCAUCCGAGGCUCCAUGGCAGCCGUUGGCAUCGGCUACAAAGAAGUCAAAGACAUGCUCCCUCCAGAAAUCGAGGUGGCUUGCCACAACUCGGCGGAGUCCAGCACUAUAUCAGGUCCAGCUGACGUGAUGCGAGAGUUCGUUACGGAUCUCUCCGCAAAAGGAAUCUUUGCAAAGGAAGUGCCGUGCUCCAACAUCGCGUACCACUCCCGUUACAUCGCCGAAGCUGGGCCAGGACUCUUGAAGUACUUAACUGAAGUAAUAAAGGAGCCAAAACAGAGGAGCGACCGUUGGGUGUCCACAUCUGUGCCGAUUGACAAGUGGAAUGAACCAGAAGCCAAAACCUCGUCAGCUCAAUACCACACUAACAAUCUACUGAAUGCAGUACUUUUUGAAGAAACAGCUACACUAAUCCCGGCUAACGCAGUGCUGGUAGAAAUUGCCCCGCACGGGCUACUGCAGGCCAUCUUGAAACGUUCGCUACCCGUCUCCUGCAAGCACAUACCUCUUACGCGCCGUGGACAUCCUGAUAAUGCACUGAUGUUACUCGAAGGGAUUGGCAAGUUGUUCAUGGAAGGAUAUCAUCCUAAAGUCCAAGCUUUAUACCCAAAAAUAGAGUACCCAGUAUCUACUGGAACCCCAAUGCUGUCACAUCUGGUGGAGUGGGCCCACAACGAGAAAUGGCCAUUACCGUUUUACGUUGCUGCACAUAGAAAAAUUGCAGCAGCUGCUACAUAUAUAGUUUGCCUUCAUGACCCGGAAUUCAGUUAUCUAAGUGGUCAUGUUGUUAAAGGAAAAAACGUUUAUCCCUAUGCGGCUGCCUUAGUAGCUGUUUGGGAUACUUUAGCAAUGUCGAAACACAAACCGAGGAAAAGUCUGUCGGUGGCUUUCAGUGAUGUUCAAUUUUACGCACAGCCUGUUCUAAACGACAUUAGACCAUUGAAGAUCAGUGUGGCGAUACACAGAGGACAAGGUCGCUUUGAAGUUAUGGAAGGCAAUUCAAAAAUAGUAACUGGGUACAUAAACGAGGACUUAAAUGAUAGAGUCAUAAAUUCUCUGGAAACAACGGAAGAAAAUAUGAUUUACAAUAGCAACGAUAUAUACCAAAUACUUUAUGAUAGAGAAUAUACAUAUGGCGGUAUAUUCCGUAGCAUCUACGCAGUUAACGAGUCUCUUACCAAAGCUAAGUUACUUUAUAACAAUAAUUGGGUAACUCUUAUUGACGGCAUGCUACAGAUGAAUAUUUUACGGAGGAAACACGAUACUUUCUCUAGACCCUUGGGGAUAAGGAAAAUGUAUAUCAGCACUAAAGAACAUAGUCUGGCGCUCACGACAGACUCAAAUGGAAAAGUUAUUCUUACAGCUGAAGUAGACGAAAUAUUAAACAAAACUAGCUGUGCAGGCAUUACUAUGGAAUCGUUCAAAUUCAAUGAUCUCGCUCAUUCUAAUGCAGAGCAAGCUGUUAUAAGAUCUUUGCAAUUCAUUCCUCAUUUUAAUCUAUCGCCAAGUGAUAUCAAAACAUCAGUCGACAUUUGUCUUCAAAUUGUAUCUGCAAACGUUAACAGAAAAGUGUUGAGUAUUAUAGAAAUUUUAACUGGUUCUAAGAGGAGCACAGUAUCUGCAAAUAUCGGGAGAAUUGAUUUGCCUGAUCUGGAAAUUGAUUUACGUCAGUUGAGUACAGAAGAACUAUCCCGUGAAAAAUUGGCUAAUGCUGAUUUGAUAUUAGUCGAAAAUCUUUCUAUGGAUGACAAUAUGUGUGAACUUUUGUACAGCGUUACAAGAAAAAACGUCUUCAUCCUAAGCAUCGAACAGAGUUCCCAAGAUGUAGUACGCGUAAGACCUUCCAAUGUUUACCGAAUAGUAGCUUCGCAGAAUGCUGGCGAUAUAAAGUUAAAUCUUUUAAAAUGGCGACCAACUUCAUCGUCUUCCACAACCGCUCUUACGAUUAGAAAUGAAAGUGAUUUAGGCAUGCUGUCCUCAACGAGAAAUUGUUUACCACCAAACCAUAAAUUAUUGGUUUUAAGCUCCUAUCCACCUGUACCAGGCGUAAAAGAUCUAGUGGAAAAAUGGAGAAAAGAAUCAAUACUAAACGAUGUUUACUUAGUAAUGGUUAAAUGUAGUAAAAGUGAAGAUGAAAAUCAAGUCGAAUUGCCAGAACUGGAUUUGGCAGUCAAUAUACUCGAUGAAGGUAUUUGGGGAGGUGAAUACUAUCUACCAUUGGAAGACAAGACCUCCGUGUCUCCUUACAUAACUUUACGAAGCAAAUGCAUUGGUGAUCUCGAUUCGUUAAGUUGGGUUGAAAUGCCAGAGCCUGAACCCCGUGGAAUUCCCGUUACGGUACAUUACGCAGGGCUGAAUAGUGUAGAUUCAAUGAAGACUAUGGGAACAGGUGGUGUGAAGAAAGGGGAUAUUGAGAAUAUUUCAUAUGGCAUGGACUUCAGUGGUGUCACUAACAGCGGCGCCCGCGUGAUGGGUCUGGUGGAGUCUGGUGCAGCGAGCACCCUCGUGAUGGCGCGGCCGGAGCUUCUGUGGCCGGUGCCGAAACACUGGACGCUGGAGGAUGCGGCCACGGUCCCUGCGGCGUACGCUCUCGCAUUCUACUGUCUCGCCAUCAAAGUGCCCAUGCAACGCAACCAGAGUAUCCUAGUGCAUGGAGGUGCCGGCGCCCUGGGCCAGGCCGUUAUAUCCAUAGCGUUGGCCCAAGGACUGCAAGUGUUCGCUACUGUCAGUGACAUAAGGAAGAAGCACUUUCUCAAAAAACUAUUCCCAGAACUGAAAGAGGAUUAUAUUGGAAAUUCGAGAGAUGCUACUUUUGGAGAUAUGGUGCAAAUCCACACGAAAGGAAAAGGAGUCCUAUACGUAAUUAAUUGCAUAAAGGGAGAUCUGAAAGAUAUAUCCUUACGCAUCACCGCUGAAAAUGGCAGCGCAUUCGACACCACACAGAUACAAAACGAUGACAAAUACUCGUUCAAGAUGCAACAUUUAUCAUUUUGCAAACACUGCUAUUGGAUAGACUUCUCAACGAUUGUCAGAGAGAAGAGUGAAAUAACGCUGAAGCUGCAGUGCCUAGUGAGUGAGGGCAUACGUCAGGGGUACGUGCGGCCGCUGUCGCGCGUGACGUACGCGCCGCUCGACGCGCCGCGCGCCUUCCGCCUGCUGCGCGCCAGCCAGCACCGCGGCCGUGUGCUGCUCUCGCUGCAGCACCUGCCACGACCCCAGCCCAGGAUUAUAUGCAGUCAGAAACGGACACAUCUUUUGAUUUGUGACGACCAGUCUUUCGGCACCGAAGUAGCUGAUAAAUUGGUGAAACGAGGUGCCACUAAACUGUUUCUUCAGUUGCCGACAUCAUCAGCUCAAGUACUGUAUAAGAAAGGAUCAUGGAAAAAUGUCGGAGUGGAUGCUAAAAUAUCAACUUCUGAACUUAAAGAUAAAAAUGAUGUUUAUGAUGUCCUGAUGAAUGGAAACAACAUGGGCGUUGUGGAGGGAAUUUACUUCAUCAAAACGAGACCCCAUUCUAGUACUGAUCAAGAAGUGUUGAAUUAUCUGGAUGAAAUUUCUAGAAAAGUUUGCCCAUCGUUAAGGUAUUUCGCAGUAGUAACUCCUGAUAAAAACUUUGGUACUAAAACAUGUAUCACAAGAGCGGUAAAGAAUCUUCCUGCUACUAAAGUUAGCCUACCUUCUCUAAAAAAGAUAUACGAAGCCACAGGUGGAUGUUCUAAAGAUACAAUUUCUUCAUGGCUGGCUUGUGAUGCUUUGGAACAAGCGUUACGUUCUAAGGAAACCAUUAUAUUGGCACAAAUUAAGAGAUGUAACAACAACUCUUUACUACAUAAGAUUGCUACAAUUUCUGAUAACAACGUGUCAGAAAAUAUUGGAGACGAUGUUACGCUUGAGGACCUUGGAGUGAGCAUUGAGAAAGUACCAGCUAUUGAUGUUUUAUUGUGCGAAGAAUAUAACCUGUCUUUAUCGGAAGAAGAUAUUUUACACCUGAGUGUUAAAAAGAUAAGAGAGGUAGAACAGACUUUAAAAGGAAGAGAGCUGAAGGAAACUAAAGGCUUGGAAAUGUUCUUCUCAUAUUUUGAUAGUGAUGAACUGUCGUCGACUACUCAAAUCAUGUUGCUUCCAACACUGGCGAAUGACGCAAUGAUGAGAAAUGAUGACUUCGAUGUUACAAAAUCUUACCUUUGCAUCAUUCCUGGCAUAGAAGGUCAUUAUGAGCAGUUCAGGGAUGUGUGUGAGCGCGUCAAGAUAUCAUCCUUAGUCCUACAACCAGGCCUGGACGUGCCCAACGAAAGUAUUAAGCAAAUGGCUGCCAGAUACGCUCAGACCCUUAUGAAGAUGAUUGCAUUAAAGGACAGUUUCUAUUUGUUGGGUUACGAAAGCGGUGUGAUGGUAGCACUCGAAACUGCAGCAAUAUUUGAAAAACAUGGACUGUCAGGUACAAUUUACCUGAUCGGCACAUCACCGGGCCAAUUCAGGACACUCCUAGAAACAGAACUCCAGAAUUAUCAAGACGAUGAAUCUUUGCGAACAGCCUGUCUCAAACAUAUGUACAAGCUGAUCUGCGGAGAAGAUCUGACGCUGGAAUUCAAUGAAACGACCGAAUGGAAGGAACGCGUCGAAUUGUGCGUUCGAGAAUUGCUCGGGCGCGUUUCUCUGUCAGCUCAGUACACGCGGUUGAAUCUAGAACUUCCUUACCACCGAAUCAAGCAGGUAUUGCAAUACGAACCCGAGGUUUCUCCGCUUAGGUCAAAGAUUGUAUUCCUCCAACCGAAUAGUUCGAAUUGCGAUGCAGCUGAAGAGCUUCAGAAAUAUAGUUGUCAGCCGGUGGUCGUUCAUAAGCUGGUUCUACCAUUCGCUCAAGUUUUGGAGGAUUUGAGAUGUGCCUCCUACAUCAAUCAACAUUUGGAAGAUGGUAUUAUUGAGGAGUACGAGAACAUGAAUCCGUGUGAAACUUAUCUCUUGAGUUCUGACACUUUCGCGACUACGGUAGAUUUUUAGGUACCUGUUUUUAAUACCUAUAAGCUUCGGUAUUUCGUCGGUAAACUAGGAGGGGUAAAUGUAUUUAUUAUAUAUACUAUUGUAUUGUACUAUUAAACACUUUAAAUAAA